Messenger RNA from Erinaceus europaeus (western European hedgehog), 2794 nucleotides. It is a transcript of the gene GGA2, whose product is annotated as golgi associated, gamma adaptin ear containing, ARF binding protein 2. Gene Ontology annotation, cellular component: trans-Golgi network. The transcript has 17 exons. The record is from RefSeq and is a predicted model, not a curated record. NCBI's taxonomy places the organism in Eukaryota, Metazoa, Chordata, Mammalia, Eulipotyphla, Erinaceidae. Gene Ontology annotation, molecular function: ubiquitin binding; small GTPase binding; phosphatidylinositol binding. Gene Ontology annotation, biological process: intracellular protein transport; vesicle-mediated transport. The coding region runs from base 52 to 1929 and encodes 625 amino acids.
GCCUGCCGCGUCGUCAGUCCCGGGAGCGCCAGGCAGCAGCGGGGCUCGGCCAUGGCGGCGACGGCGGUGGCGGCGGGGGCCCGGGCCGCGGCGGGGAACGACUCUUCCGGGGGACCCCCGGGCCCGGGGGCGGCGCUGGAGCUGUGGCUCAAUAAAGCCACAGACCCAAGCAUGUCUGAGCAGGACUGGUCAGCCAUCCAGAACUUUUGUGAGCAAGUAAACACGGAUCCCAAUGGCCCGACAUAUGCACCCUGGCUCCUGGCACACAAAAUCCAGUCUCCACAAGAGAAAGAAGCUCUCCACGCCUUGCUGGUGCUGGAGACAUGCGUGAACUAUUGUGGGGAGAAGUUCCACAACGAGGUGGGCAAGUACCGCUUCCUGAAUGAGCUGAUCAAAGUGCUGUCCCCCAAGUACCUCGGCUCCUGGAGCACAGACAAGGUUAAAGGGAGAAUCAUCGAAGUCAUCUACAGCUGGACCGUGUGGUUCCCAGAAGACAUGAAGAUCCGAGAUGCCUACCAGAUGCUCAAGAAACAAGGGAUCAUAAAACAAGACCCUAAGCUGCCAAUGGACAGAAUCCUGCCUCCACCUUCGCCCUGGCCCAAGAGCUCCAUCUUCGAUGCCGACGAAGAGAAGUCAAAGAGGGACUGGCUUUUCCUUCCUUCUCCGCAGUUACUGACAAGGCUUCUGAAGAGUAACCACCCUGAGGAUCUUCAGGCUGCAAACGAGCUGAUCAAGACUCUGGUCAAGGAGGAGCAGGAGAAGUCAGAGAAGGUGUCAAAGAGAGUGAGUGCCGUGGAGGAGGUGCGGAACCACGUGAAGGUGCUGCAGGAGAUGCUGGGCGUGUAUGGCCAGCCUGGGCAGGCGCCCCGGGACCAGGAGUCCCUGCAGGCGGUGUAUGAGAGGUGUGAGAAGCUCCGGCCCACCCUGUUCCGACUGGCCAGCGAGACCACGGACGACGAUGAAGCAUUGGCGGAGAUACUCCAAGCAAACGACCUCCUCACCCAGGGAGUCCUGCUGUACAAGCAGGUGAUGGAGGGCCGAGUCAUCUUUGGGAACACCGCCACCAGCCCUGCGGACGACACGCCUGUCUCCAGAGCCAUUCAGGAUCCAGCAGACUCCAAGAAGAGCUGUCCCCUGAUUGACCUGGAGGGGGACAGUGGUCCUGAGCAUGCUCAGACUCUGACGCCAUCUUUGCUCCAUCAGGACCUGGCAGCCCUAGGGAUCAGCGAUGCCCCAGCUACCAGCAAGGUUGCCGGUCAGCCCUACCUUGGGGGCCUGAGGACUCCCACUGCCGGUGCUCCUCUGAGCGGCGGCGUCCAGGGCUCCUCUGCGGAAGGGAACCUUCUGGAUCUGCUCUCCCUGCAGCCAGCUGCUGACCCUCUGAAUUUUUCUACCCAGAAAAGCAGCCCCAAGGAGGUGGCCCUAGGUCCUAAGUCCUCUCCAGGGUGGUCCUGGGAUGCUGGUCCGCUGGCCUCUUCGUCAUCCCAGAAUGCACCGCUGGCACAUGUGUUUGUUCCUCUGGAGUCUGUGAAGCCCAGCAGCUUGCCUCCUCUCACCGUCUACGACCGCAACGGCUUCCGGAUCCUGCUCCACUUCUCCCAGACCGGCGCCCCCGGCCACCCCGAGGUGCAGGUGCUGCUGCUGACCAUGAUGAGCACGGCCGCCCAGCCCGUCUGGGACAUCAUGUUCCAGGUGGCCGCACCCAAGUCCAUGAGAGUGAAGCUGCAGCCAGCAUCCAGCUCCAAGCUGCCAGCGUUCAACCCGUUGGUGCCGCCGGCCGUGGUCUCUCAGAUGCUGUUGCUGGACAAUCCCCACAAGGAGCCCAUCCGGUUACGGUACAAGCUGACGUUCAACCAGGGCGGACAGCCGUUUAGCGAAGUGGGAGAAGUGAAAGACUUCCCUGACCCCGCUGUCCUGGGUGCAGCCUAAAUCCCCAGGACAGACCCACCAUCCAUGCUCAGGCCACUGUCUCUUGCUGCCUAGACCAUCACACUCAGCACGGUGGCUUAGUACAGAGUGCCAAGAGUGCCAGCCUGACUUCAGGCUCAGGUGCCAGCCUCUAACAUCCCCUGCAGAUACUGAGUGUGUGUGCUUGCGUGCGCGCAUGUGUGCGUGUGUGCUCUGGGGGAGAGCAGAGCUUGGGCUGUGCGUAGCGUGGGAACUGCUCAAGUGCCUCCAGCAGCCGUCUCUCUGGUGACUGACACAGAUACCCUGCUUCAAGUUGGAGGUUUUUGUCUCUUUGUUUGUUUUUUAAAGCCAAAGUUGUUUUGUUUUUUCCUCAUAUUGGUAUCUUUCCAUUCCUCCUCUCUGUGCCUUUCCAACUUUUUGAUAGUCUCGGUCGCUCCUGGCUCCUGCUCUCAGGGACCUUACCGGGGACCUGCUUGGUUUUGGAGCAGAGAGUAGCUCAUCUUCAAGGGACUGUUUUCCAAGAAAGCCCUUCUGUCCAUGCUGUGCUUGCAUGCAUCUGAGGAGACCCAGUUGGGAUGCUUGUCGCGUUGCGUGCCAAGCAUGGGGCUGCCUCUGGAGCCUGGCAGGGGCCAAGCCUGUCCUUCACCACCGUGCCUUAAAAUCAGAAGAGACAGCAGACCCUUGGGUCCCGAGGGCCAGGCAGCCUGCUAGAGACCUUUUUGAUUGUGCCGCCAUUCCUGUGAUUGUAAAUACCACCGCUCACAGGGUCACCCGUGCCUGUUGAUUUCACAGUUCAACAUGGAGUUAUUGUGAAAAGAGCUUAGCAAUGAUGUAAGUGGUGACUGAACAGUGCAGACAAUCCCCGAAUAAAAGCCUGGAUAGCGCA